AUGGGAAAUAACAACACCAGAGAGGCGCGGGGUCCCGAAUCCUCUUCUGCCAACGCUCGACAGACUGACUCGGCCGGAGUAAGUGGGCCAGCAUCGCCCGCGGAUAGACCUGCGCCAGUGUAUUCUUCGCGCACCGGCAGAGGCAGCAGGCCGGACCUUUCUUUUUUGGGAAUUGGAACCAGCUCUCAGAAUGAAGUACCGGAACGGCGGGAGACAAAGCAGGAACGGGAAGCCCGUAAGCUGGAAAAGGAGAGAGUUGCCAGGGUGAAGGAGAGAGAGAGGAGCUUGAAAGAGGAACAUGUUGAUGGCGGAUAUCUGGUAACGAUGGGCGUGUACACUGGCCCAGAAGACUUCAAUAAGGCGAUUGUGAGGCAGCUGAUGAUUGAAAGAAGGAUGGCUCCCUUUUGGAGAGGACUGGAUGAUUUCAAGGAAGAAUGGACUGAACAUCAAUUGGUUGCUGCUGGCAGAGGUCUUCCCAUUCCUGCUGCGGAUGAGAUACCUUCAGAUGACCUUACACGGCCCCUAUCUCCGGAAUCAGCGAACCCCUCCAACCAUAAUCUCAAUAAUCUCAUGCCUCCUAUAUCAUCACGGUCGCACUCUACGGCUUCUGAUGCUUCCGCAACUCUUUCACCGUCACAUCCAGCAUUCUCCAAUGCGUCUUCCCCUAGCUCUCCGUCCCCUGCACCAGCGCAUUCGUCGUCGCCUUUUCGUCCUCGAUCAAAGACCUUAGCUUCUCUCACGAGUGCUUCAAAAAACACACCCUCGUCUGAAAUCGUUCCCCGCGAGAUUCAGCUUCCUAAGGAUCCAUACGUAAACGGGCAGGCCAUCGAGGUUUACUUGUACAAAGAUUCCGCAGAAUGCCCGAUCUGCUUCAUGUACUAUCCUCCGUAUCUCAACAAGACCAGAUGCUGUGACCAGCCAAUAUGCUCGGAAUGCUUUGUCCAGAUCAAGAGGCCUGAUCCGCACCCCCCGGAGCACCACGACCCUUCGAAUCCGGCACCUCCACCAACAGAAGCAAACGUUGAUUCAGAGGCACUAGUUUCGGAACCUGCCUGCUGCCCAUAUUGCCAGCAACCUGAGUUCGGUGUCACGUAUGAACAUCCACCAUUUAGAAGAGGUCUCGCAUAUGCGAACGCGAACCAGAUUGUGGGCAAUGUUUCUUCAGCCAUGUCAUCAUCCACUUCGAUCAAUUCUACUGGGGCAAGCCCAACACUGUCACCGUCUGCUCAAAGGCGACGAACCAUUUCGCUAUCUGCAAAUGCUUCGACGGUCAUCACGACUGACAAGGUUAGACCGGAUUGGUCCACCAAGUUACAAAGUGCCAGAAACCACUUGGCCAGACGGUCUGCAGCAGCGACUGCCUUACAUACUGCGGCCUACCUGAUAGGAAAUGGAGCCACAGUGGAUCAAAGAAGCUUUGGCUUCAGCGGACGGAAUCGUUUUGGGAGAAGUCACCGCGGUGAAAACAGCCCUGGAACGAGCGGUGCGGCGACUCCUUCCCCAACGACGAAUGAACCUACCCCACGCAGUGUAUCAGAUCAACUUCAUCUAAUGCGUAGAGAGGCACAAGAGUCAGGGGGGGCUAGAAAUCGGAGUAGGAUGGAGGAUCUCGAGGAGAUGAUGAUGAUGGAAGCCAUCAGGCAGAGUCUUGCUGCUGAAGAAGAGAGGAAGAAGAAAAUGGAGAAAGAGGCUGCUAAGGAAGCUAAGAAGAAGGCCAAAGAGGACAAGAAAAAGGAAAAGAAGGAGAGGAGAGUGUAUGGAAGUGGAGCAAGUUCUGCUAGUGGGAGUGCCUUAUCCUUGUCCUUGCCAAGUUUAAGCAUUGGUAGGCGAAGGGGCAAUAGCGGUGCAAGCAAUCUUCAGAGAGAGGUUACACUCGAAGAUCACGAGGUGCCAGAGUCGAAAGGAAAGGGUGUGGACCGUAGUCCUCCAAGUGCUCCAUCAGCAUCCAGCAGUUCUGCACCUAUAGACUUCCCAGGAUCAGCAAGUGGCUACGGCAUACCUGGCGCAAGGCAUCUCGAUACAAGCACCCUUGCAGCUAUUAACGACUCACAUCAAUCUUCAGCUUCUCCUACAGCUCCAGACAGACCUUCUCAUCUCCGCCAGAUGAGCAAUGCCUCAAGUCCUGCUUCAUCUUUUGUCGAGUCGGUACCUGGCAGUCUCCGGAACGAAUUCAAUACUCAUGGCUCUUCAUCCACAAUCGACUCGCCCAAUGCCUCUGGAGUCAAUCUAACAGCAGGCAAUACCAGCACAGAUGGUGGGGAUGCAGGUCCAGACUCACUUUUCAAUUUCCAAAGUCUUGCAACUAUGAUUUCCCAGGAUAGCAAGGAAGACAAGGAGGAUGCUGCCAGACACAUUGAACAUCUUGAUGGAGAAACUUCAAGGCAGAACAUUAAUGCUCAAAAUUCAGCUGGCACAUUGGAGGAGAGUGUUGCCACAUUGAAAGUUAACGGUUCGGCCGACACAAAUGGUGAUACUAUCAGUCCCGCUCAGCUUGAGCAAGAACGCACUACUCCGGAAGUUAUGAUCACUCCCGAAACCCCAGCGGCAAGAGAUCACGGCGAUGAUGACGGAAAGCAACUCGGCUGGUCUGCAGACUCAACUGCGCGAGAGAUAACCCAAUGA
This is a messenger RNA of Cadophora gregata, 2622 nucleotides long. RefSeq names its product SNF1-interacting protein (gene SIP5). The transcript is spliced from 2 exons. The coding region runs from base 1 to 2622 and encodes 873 amino acids. Gene Ontology annotation, cellular component: cytoplasm. The record is from RefSeq and is a predicted model, not a curated record. Lineage: Eukaryota; Fungi; Ascomycota; Leotiomycetes; Helotiales; Ploettnerulaceae.